Sipha flava (yellow sugarcane aphid) is the source of this 429-nucleotide messenger RNA. RefSeq lists its product as uncharacterized. The transcript has 8 exons. NCBI's taxonomy places the organism in Eukaryota, Metazoa, Arthropoda, Insecta, Hemiptera, Aphididae. The coding region runs from base 14 to 349 and encodes 111 amino acids. The record is from RefSeq and is a predicted model, not a curated record.
UCUAAGCUCGACCAUGAAGCACAUCAGCUUUGUAGUGGUUUAUAUUAUAAUUUUUGGACUUUCGUCGUCCAAUUUUUUGGACUGCCAUUUGCAAGAUACUGCAUACAGGGAAAUAAAACGCUUCUUCCCAUUAGAAUGGAAAAGAGCAUCUAACCUUGGAGGCAAACUGAUGUGCCAAUUGGACAGUAGAAAUUGUAGAGGGUUUUUUGUUGGUAAGAAAUUUGUUGGUCAUGCCAUGCUUGAUGAUAACUACAGCAAAAUAAGAAAAAAUAGUAAAAUGCAACAAGCAAUAAUCAAAUAUGAAACCGUACCUUAUGGCUCAAACAAUUAUGAGAAAUGGAACUAUUAAGUUAAAAUGUAUUAUCAGGUGUUUCAAAUAUAGAUGUGAAUUUUCUUUGAAUAAUAAUUUUAAUAAGUUAUAGCUUAGAA